Messenger RNA from Papaver somniferum (opium poppy), 3897 nucleotides. Its product is annotated as isoleucine--tRNA ligase, cytoplasmic-like. The transcript is spliced from 27 exons. The coding region runs from base 132 to 3695 and encodes 1187 amino acids. Lineage: Eukaryota; Viridiplantae; Streptophyta; Magnoliopsida; Ranunculales; Papaveraceae. The record is from RefSeq and is a predicted model, not a curated record. Gene Ontology annotation, molecular function: aminoacyl-tRNA deacylase activity; ATP binding; isoleucine-tRNA ligase activity. Gene Ontology annotation, biological process: isoleucyl-tRNA aminoacylation.
AAGUGAAGUGAAAUAGAACUCAACUUGUCUGCACUUGAAAAACUGAUACAGAAGAGUGAAACCCUAGAAGUAGAAGAAACCUUAACCCUAAAAAUCUCAAUCGAAAUUCUGUCCUCCAGAUUCAAUCGACCAUGGAGGAGGUGAACGAAGGAAAAGAUUUCUCAUUCCCAAAACAAGAAGAAAAGAUUCUAAGGUAUUGGUCAGAUAUCCAAGCAUUUGAAAAUCAAUUGAAACGAACAGAAAAUCUACCAGAAUUCGUCUUCUACGAUGGUCCACCAUUUGCAACUGGGUUACCUCAUUAUGGUCAUUUACUUGCUGGUACAAUCAAAGAUAUUGUUACUCGUUAUCAAACUAUGAUUGGUCAUCAUGUAACUAGAAGAUUUGGUUGGGAUUGUCAUGGUUUACCAGUUGAAUACGAAAUUGAUCAGAAACUGGGUAUCAAAACAAGACAAGAUGUUUUGAAUGUGGGUAUCGGUAAUUAUAAUGAAGAAUGUAGAAGUAUUGUUACUAGAUAUGUUAGUGAGUGGGAAAAUACUGUUACAAGAAUGGGUAGAUGGAUUGAUUUCAAAAAUGAUUAUAAAACGAUGGAUAUCAAUUUCAUGGAGAGCGUUUGGUGGGUUUUUUCUCAGUUGUAUGAAAAGGGUUUGGUUUACAGAGGCUUCAAGGUGAUGCCAUACAGUACUGGCUGCAAAACUCCACUUUCAAACUUUGAAGCUAAUUCCAAUUACAAGGAUGUUCCCGAUCCUGAGAUCAUGGUGUCUUUUCCCAUAAUUGGUGAUCCUCAUAAUGCUGCUCUUGUAGCAUGGACAACAACGCCAUGGACUCUUCCUAGUAAUCUUUGCUUAUGUGUCAAUGCAAAGUUCGACUAUGUAAAGGUACGCAACAAAACGUCUGGGUUAGUCUAUGUUGUUGCUAAAUGUCGGUUAUCCCAGCUACCUAGCGACAUGAAGAAAUCUAAAGCAGAUGGGCCUAAUGCACCUAGUCAAGAUCCAAAGAAUGCUAAGUCUAAGAACAAGAGCUCAUCCAAUGGGAAAGUCGAGAAGGAAGCCGACUCUGGACCAUAUGAGUUGUUGGAGACAAUGACUGGUGCUUCGCUAGUGGGGUUGAAGUACAUUCCUUUGUUUGAUUAUUUCGCCGACUUCUCUGGUUCAGCAUUCAGAGUAGUAGCAGACAACUAUGUCACUGAUGACAGUGGUACUGGUGUUGUCCACUGUGCUCCUGCAUUUGGAGAGGAGGAUUAUCGUGUCUGUAUUGCAAAUCAGAUAAUCCAAAAGGGAGAAAACUUAGUUGUAGCAGUUGAUGAUGAUGGGUGCUUUACAGACAGGGUGUCUGAUUUUUGUGGGCGAUACGUCAAGGAUGCAGAUAAAGACAUUGUCAUUGCUGUGAAGGCAAAGGGAAGGCUUGUCAAAUCUCAGACAUUUACCCAUUCUUAUCCUUUCUGUUGGAGAUCUGAUACUCCUCUUAUUUAUAGAGCAGUUCCAAGCUGGUUUGUUGCAGUGGAGAAGCUGAAGGACCAAUUGCUUGAAAAUAACAAACAGACCUACUGGGUUCCUGAUUUUGUCAAGGAAAAACGUUUCCACAAUUGGCUGGAAAAUGCUAGAGACUGGGCUGUAAGCCGAAGUAGAUUCUGGGGUACUCCUCUUCCUAUCUGGAUUAGUGACGAUGGCGAGGAAAGAGUAGUCAUGAACUCCAUUGAGAAGCUAGAAAAACUCUCUGGUGUUAAGGUGACUGAUCUGCAUCGUCAUAAGAUUGAUCAUAUAACAAUUCCAUCCAGUCGUGGUCCUGAGUUUGGAGUGCUUCGACGAGUUGAGGAUGUAUUUGAUUGCUGGUUUGAGAGUGGGUCCAUGCCUUAUGCGUACAUUCAUUACCCAUUUGAGAAUGUAGAUUUCUUUGAGAAUAACUUCCCUGGACAUUUUGUUGCUGAAGGGCUAGAUCAAACCCGUGGAUGGUUCUAUACUCUUAUGGUUUUGUCUACAGCAUUAUUUGAAAAACCAGCGUUUAGGAAUCUCAUUUGCAAUGGUCUUGUCUUGGCUGCGGAUGGGAAGAAAAUGAGUAAAAGGCUUAAAAAUUAUCCUCCACCUACAGAUAUCAUAGAUGAUUACGGAGCAGACGCGCUGCGGUUAUACUUGAUUAAUUCUCCAGUUGUGCGCGCCGAACCGUUACGGUUCAAAGGGGAGGGAGUCUAUAGUGUUGUAAAAGAUGUAUUUCUUCCUUGGUAUAAUGCAUAUAGGUUCCUUGUUCAGAAUGCCAAAAGAAUUGAGCUUGAGGGCCUUGCACCAUUCGUUCCUAUUGAUCAACUCACGAUCCAAAAGUCAUCGAACGUGUUGGAUCAGUGGAUUAACUCAGCAACUGAAAGUCUGGUUCAUUUUGUUCGACAAGAGAUGGAUGCAUAUAGGCUAUACACGGUGGUACCUUAUCUCUUGAAGUUCAUCGACAAUCUCACAAAUAUCUAUGUACGGUUCAAUCGUAAGAGGCUAAAAGGUCGUACUGGAGAAGAAGACUGCAGGACAGCUCUGUCAACACUAUACCAUGUGCUGCUAACUACAUGUAAGGUGAUGUCCCCUUUCACCCCAUUCUUCACGGAAGUUUUGUAUCAGAACAUGCGCAAGGUUUCUGAAGGAUCCGAGGAGAGCAUUCAUUAUUGUAGCUUUCCUCAGGCAGUCGGAAAGAGAGAGGAACGCAUUGAGCGCAGUGUUGCAAGGAUGAUGACAGUCAUUGAUCUGGGUCGUAACAUACGAGAGCGCCACAACAAACCAUUGAAAGCUCCUCUUAGAGAGAUGGUGGUUGUUCAUCCUGAUCCGGACUUUCUUGAAGAUAUUGCUGGAAAGCUAAGAGAGUAUGUGCUUGAGGAGCUAAAUGUACGAUCUGUUGUUCCAUGCAAUGAUCCUCUAAAAUAUGCUUCUUUGCGUGCAGAACCCGACUUCAGUGUUUUAGGUAAACGACUAGGAAAAUCCAUGAGAAUCGUUAAAGACAAGGUUCAGGCAAUGACUCAGGCAGACAUCUUAAGCUUUGAGAGUGUUGGUGAGGUUACUAUUGAUGGGCACUGCCUAAAGCUCACUGAUAUUAAGGUUAUCCGGGUCUUCAAGCGUCCAGAGAACAUGGGCGAGAAGGAAAUGGAUGCCGCUGGAGACGGUGAUGUCUUGGUGAUCUUGGAUUUGUGCCCAGACAAGUCAUUGUUUGAGGCAGGAGUUGCACGUGAGAUUGUAAACAGAAUCCAAAAGUUACGAAAGAAAGCAGGUCUGGAACCGACAGAUAUGGUGGAGGUGUACUAUGAAUCAUUGAAUGAUGAUAAAUCUAUCCAGAAUGUUGUUAACUCACAGGAAUCCUAUAUCAAGGGUGCACUAGGUUCUCCUUUGCUUCCUUGGGAUAUUGCCCCGCCCCAUACUGUCAAAAUUAGUGAAGAAAGUUUUCAUGAUAUUUCUGAGUUGUCAUUUGUUAUUCGCUUGGCGAAGCAAACCCUGGUGUUCAAAUCAGAUGCCAUUGCUACUUUAUGCUCUGGAAAUGCGAAGCAUGCUGAAAGCUUGCAUACUUGCAUAUUGUCUCGGGACCACGGAAAUCUUAAAUCCGAGUUUCAGCUCGGAAAUGGCAAGAUCAAGGUAGACUGCAUCCAGGAUCAACCUGGAGUUGAAGUGGUCCUGGGAGAGCAUGUCUUUGCUACAGUUGGAGAUUAUUAUAUGCAAACCAAAGCUGAUUGAUCAAAUGCGGUUAAAUUGAGGCCUUCACAAUUGAUUUUUUCAAAUUACUCUCAUUCUUUUUACCCAUACUACAAAAAGGCUUCAAAUGUCAACGCGUCAUUUAUUGUAAGAAUUUCAGCGUAGUAAUUUCUAAACUGAAUUGUUAGUUCAAUGCUAUUUUUCUACACUAAAUCACUAAUGAUUUGAUUUAUUGGGCUCGAAA